AUGGAGUUGGAGCUGCCACUGGCACCACGAUCGCUAUGGGAUUUUAUCAGCAUUUUGACACCUGUGAUUAAAUAUUAUGUGGCACUUUUGGUACUUUUCUUGGGAGCGCGUUGGUUUAAUCAGCAGCUGAACAACGAGGCGACAGCACAAGAAAAAGAGACGGAGAGACCCAUUUUGUCUCCAGAAUUGACCAUUGAAAGCUCUGAAGAAGAAGAGAUUAAAGAGCUUAUGACAGAUGGAAAUCGACUUGUUUCCUUGGACAUGCAAAAGAGUCAAAAGACAAAGAAUAGGACGAAGGAACUUUUUGAUGGUCUUCGGAAAGUGGAACAAGAAUUACGGGACAAAAAGGCCAAAGAAAACGACACGGAUGAUAGUGUGAGUUGGAAUGAACUUCAUUCUAGUAUGUUACGACGUUACCAGGACAAAUAUCCAGACCACGGCCCACGGAUGGCAAAUGCUGAGACGGACAAGUACAAUGAAGAAUUUAACGAGUUACUACGAAAGAACAACAUUGAUCCGAAUGAGCUCAAGAGUCAAAACAUUAACAAGACAAAGUAG
Messenger RNA from Peronospora farinosa, 558 nucleotides. The record is from the annotation of a GenBank genome assembly. Lineage: Eukaryota; Oomycota; Peronosporomycetes; Peronosporales; Peronosporaceae.